UUACAUAGUAGAGCUCCAAGGUUACGAUCUUACAAGCAACGACUGCUCGAAAAAAAUGAAUAGAUUUUACUUAGAGAAAUUUUAAUGAGUGAAUUUUAAUGCGUUAUCAAAUUGAUAAUGAAUGGAGAGAAAGUUCAAAGGAAAGAUGGACAUUAUUUAGCAGUGGCAUGUUUAAUUCUUUUGGCUUGAGUGGGACUUUUAAAUCUUUAAUUAACAGAGGAUUAAUGCAAGAUUUAACGACUGAUUAGUUUUUUUACUUCUGGAGUUUGUGACAGACUGCCUGAAGCAGUCCUAUAUUCCUCUUCGAACUUGUCAUUACUAAAAGGAAUAGCUCUUUCAUGGAUUCAUAUGUUCAUUGAAAUAUCAGAUUGAAAAUCUUCAAAGACAUGGCCUGUUCAAAGUAAAAUAAAUAUUGAUACUAAGUUUAAAAAAAUGAAGGAUAAAGAAAAAGGAGCAGGCAUGCUUAAAAAGGCUAGAUUUGAAAGGAACCCUGAGCACAAGGGAUCCAAAAGCCCUAGCCCUACCCGAGCUUCAAGCAAAAGCCCGAAGCGGGCAGGCUCUGGGAAAAUGUCAGACUCUCGCCCACAGUCUGCAAAAUCCAAGUCACCCUCCCCAUCCAGAAAAAGCUCAGCAAAAUCUAGAUCAAGCUCUGGAAAGAGAGGAUCAAGCGGUCAUGAAAGGAAGAAAAGCAAGAGCCCCUCCCCAAGCCGCAAAGGAACCACCUCAGCUUCUUCCAGGGGCCGCUCAGCGGGGAAGAAGAAAGUGAGAGUCAAGUCCCCUUCAAGGACCCAGUCUGGACUCAAAAUCAGGGACCUCUCUGAUCAGGGCCUUACUGCUGUCCCACCAAAUCUCUUAGUUGAAAAGGACCUUGGAAUAGUGAAUCUCUCUGGUAACAAUCUGAAAAACCUACCCCCGGAGAUUACGAGAUGGGACAAGCUUGAGAAGCUUGACCUCAGCAAGAAUUAUGGACUACGCAGAACCAAAGCUAAUGACAAUACAAGCCUGCCUCAGGAAAUUCUGACUCUCGUCAACCUUCGAGAACUCAUCAUAUCUGAGUGCAACUUACAGCGGCUUCCACCAAUCAUCUGGCAGAUGACAAAUCUCCAGGUUUUGGAUGUUAGUCGCAACAAGAUCAACAUACUUGUGCCAGAGGUGGGCAACUUGAGUAACCUGAAGAAAAUCAAUUUAAAGCACACGAACAUCACAUCCCUACCACCAGAAAUUGUGUAUUGUCAGGACUUGGAGGAAAUACUACUGUGGGGAAACAAGAUUACCACUCUACCUGAAACUCUGCCUGAAUUAUUGAAACUGAAAACAUUGGGUUUAAACUACCGUGAUUUCUGUGGUCAAAUGGAUGCCAUGAGAGAAAAAUUUCUGAACACUGGUCAAGUGAAAUCUGACUACAUUCCCCAAAUUGUGUUUGACCUCCCUGCAUUAGAAUCACUGGAUUUGGAAGGCACAAAGAUUAACAACAUGCCUGAAACAACAAACCAUGGCUUAAGAGAACUCAAUCUUAGCAGAAAUUUUCUCAGUGCUCUUCCUAGAAGUGUGUACAAUCUGAACCAUCUGACUUUGUUGAAUUUAUCUGACAACCAGUUCAGCACUCUACCAGACGAACUGGGGAAUUUGAGAAGCUUGACCAAGCUUCGUCUUGCAAACAACCAAAUCCAUUUUCUACCCCUGACCAUUGGAAACCUGAAAAAUCUCAAAGAAUUGGAUGUGUCUUUUAACAAAUUGAAAAGGCUUCCUAUCAAUAUCAAAGGUCUAAGGAAUCUGAAAUGUCUUCAUGCUGAAAAGAAUGAUCUUACUGCAGUGCCUGAUGAAAUAUGUGAACUGGUGGAACUAGAAACUCUUAAUUUGACUGAAAAUAACAUCCACACAUUACCGAUGAGGCUUCACCGUUUGACAAAGCUAAAAGAUGCCCAUGUCUAUGACAGGUACAAUAAACAUGGAUUGUGGCUGUAUAAAAAUCCUCUCACAACUCCACCCAUGGAAAUCUGGAGGACUGACAAAACUGAAAAGAUUUUUGACUUCCUCAAAAAGCUGGCAAUCAUUAAAACUGAAAACCUUCAGAGACAAAAGAUGCUAGUUAUGGGAGAAUCUCAGUGUGGAAAAUCCACAUUGAUAAUGGGAUUAGUUCAUGGAAUAUCUUUAUCUGCUGCAGAAGAAGAGGACAAAGGCAGAAGAUCCAAGCAGGAAGAAGCAGAUGAUAACAAAAAGAAAAACCUAGACAGCAACUCAGAGAACAAUCUUCCUGAAAUUGAAGAAAAACAUUCAGAAGUCAUGCCUCUAACAAGCAAAACAGAAUUCAUUGAACAAACAAUAUGGAAGACAGAAAAUAUGGUGGAGUUUGUAAUAAAUGACUUUGGUGGAGAUGAUGCAUACAGAAUAAGUUAUCCCCUUUUUCUGGAUGCCAAUGCUCUAGUUCUUCUAGUGUACGAUCAUAGUCAGUAUUCAAAGGAAACCCAUCAAACCUCCAUAGGCCAAUGGCUGGACCUCCUUAGUCGGUAUACACCUGGUGUUGCCAUUAAACUGGUGGGCACCAAAACAGACUUGUCUGAAGACUUCUUUGAAGUGGAAGAAACUGCAGACCUUGUUCAAGAACUAGUCAAAGACCACCUAGAAAAUCACCUUGGUAAAUUAAAAAUGCAACUAGGGCAAGUUGAAAAGGACUUGAAAGAAACAAAAGUAGAUCCCAAUCAGGACUACAUUUCACAUCUGGAGGGUCAAAAAAAGAAACUAGAAUAUCUCAUUUCUAAACCAGUAAAAAUCAUACCAGAAGUUGCCACUGUGUCCUCUCAAGAAGGUUUACCUGGAGUGAGUAGUCUUGUGAACAGUAUUGAACUUCUAGCAAUUGACACAGAGCUAUUCCCACAUGGCCAAAGAUGUAUUCCAGAGCUGUGGAACAAACUUCGUGCCAGACUGAAGAGAAGAAGUGGAUAUUAUCUCAGCUGGGAAGUGGUGGAAAAAGUUGCCAGUAAUUGUCAUGUCAAAGAGGAUGCUAUUGAAAAUGCUCUGCAGUAUCUUCAUGACAUUGGAGAAGUGAUGUGGUUCAAAAACAAUCCUGGACUUUCAAAAAUUCUGUUCCACAAACCUCGCUUAUUGGUGGACUUAAUCACCUCCCUGUAUCACCACAACUUCAAUGAAUUCUUCAAUUAUGAUGAAAACAAAGUAUUCAUGAGUUUGGGUAAAUUCAACAAAGACACUUUCAAUGAGGCUGUGGAAAUCUUUGUUAAAUAUGGACAAAUUUCUCGGCCACUCUUGAGCUGCUUGUGGUUUACUCAUCGUCUGACAGAUAUGAAGUUCACAGAGCUCUUAGAACUCAUGCCUUAUCUAGAUAUUUGUUACACCAUCCCCCAGCCUGAGGUUCCCAUUGGAAACAACAUCACUCUCCCUCUGAUGGUGCUUCCUUGGUACAACAAAGAAACAGCAGAAAAUGAUGUGGUUGAAGACUUUGAAAAAAGUCCGCCAGAAACCAUGAAUCCAGUCACCAUAGAGUACUUGUUUCCCCUCUGUCUACCAAAAGGUGUGUUUGAGAGGAUUUCUGCUUGUCUGCAAGAUCAUGUUCUUACAAGAAUUGAUUGGAAAAAUGCAGUAUAUGCUACUUUGGACGAUGCCAGCUUUCUGCUUCUUUCCUCUACAAGUGAACAGGGCAACUCCUUUGACUGUAUAAAACUUAUGUUUAAAGGCCAGUCCAAUGACCUUCCUACGUCAAGUAUAAAAAUCGUCUCACAGGUCAUUGCCAAUACGCUCCACAAAGUUGAAGGGCUAGUGUGGAAAAUCAAAGCACCCCAAGAUGCAUGGUCAAAUCAUGCAAUUCAAUUUCAAAGAAGAAACAUCCCAACAGAAGAAUAAAAGAAGUCUUUCAUUAUAAUUUAUUUAUUUAUUUUUGACGAACUUUGUAUGAUAAAGUGUUGAGAAGAUUUCAAAGAGAGAGAGAGAGAGAGAGAGAGAGAGAAUUUUUAAAUCUUAUGCUCAUGAUUGUUCUUUCAUGUACCCAGUAGCUCAUGAACCUUAAUGGGCCAAUGUGUCUUACACAGACUAUAAUUAAAUGAAAUUUCUCUUAUUUACAAAACAUUGAUGUUCAGCUGUGAUAGUUGUUCAGUGAUUGUGCUAUGUAGUACAUUGUUUUUUAAGAGAAUAGGUCUGUUAUUGUAAUUAUAAUUUUCAAUAAAAUUAAAGUAAAUCAUA
Magallana angulata is the source of this 4191-nucleotide messenger RNA. RefSeq names its product malignant fibrous histiocytoma-amplified sequence 1 homolog. The transcript has 3 exons. The coding region runs from base 433 to 3855 and encodes 1140 amino acids. The record is from RefSeq and is a predicted model, not a curated record. NCBI's taxonomy places the organism in Eukaryota, Metazoa, Mollusca, Bivalvia, Ostreida, Ostreidae. Gene Ontology annotation, molecular function: protein binding.